AAAUAAGCACGGCGGGGUCGUGGUGGAGUUACUGGACGGAGACAAUGGCCAGGUCGCUGUCCGUGCCCUGGCUGCCCCCGCACGACCCGGGGACCCCGGCGCUGUCGGUGGUGGACAUGCACACGGGCGGCGAGCCCCUGCGCAUCGUGCUGGCGGGGUGUCCAGAGGUGGUCGGCCCCACUUUGCUGGACAAGCGGCGCUACAUGCGCCAGCACCUUGACCACUUGCGGCGACGGCUCAUGUUCGAGCCCCGAGGGCACCGGGACAUGUACGGGGCCGUCCUAGUGCCUAGCGAGCUGCCCGAGGCGCACCUGGGCGUCCUGUUCCUGCACAACGAGGGCUACAGCUCCAUGUGCGGCCACGCCGUGCUGGCGCUGGGCCGCUUCGCUGUGGACUUCGGGCUGGUGCCGCCACCCCCCGUCGGCACCCGUGAGGCCCGCGUCAAC
Galeopterus variegatus (Sunda flying lemur) is the source of this 446-nucleotide messenger RNA. RefSeq names its product trans-L-3-hydroxyproline dehydratase-like. The record is from RefSeq and is a predicted model, not a curated record. The annotation marks the transcript as partial. NCBI's taxonomy places the organism in Eukaryota, Metazoa, Chordata, Mammalia, Dermoptera, Cynocephalidae. Gene Ontology annotation, molecular function: hydro-lyase activity. The transcript has a single exon.